Messenger RNA from Penicillium angulare, 990 nucleotides. Its product is annotated as alpha/beta hydrolase. Lineage: Eukaryota; Fungi; Ascomycota; Eurotiomycetes; Eurotiales; Aspergillaceae. Bases 1 to 990 code for a protein of 329 amino acids. The transcript has 3 exons. The record is from RefSeq and is a predicted model, not a curated record. Gene Ontology annotation, molecular function: hydrolase activity.
AUGGCCGAUCAACAGCACGACCCAGCCAGAUUCAAGGAUUUCUAUGUUCAUAAUUUGCAAUACAAAGUCGCACAUCAACAUAAAAUUCUUCUCUCCAUCCUUGUUCCGAAAUCUUUAGCCACAGAUGGAGCCAAUAUUCCUACGAGGAGGCCGUUGAUCACCACCUUUCAUGGCGGCUGGCUGGUUGGGGGAAGCCGUCUAUACUCACCCUGGAUCGCACCUUGGCUUCUAGACCUUGCUUUAUCCCGACAAGCUAUCCUCAUUUUCCCAGAUUACCGUCUUCUUCCAGAAGCGACGGGUCUUGAUAUUCUCUCCGAUAUAGACAGUUUUUGGUCUUGGGUUUCCGAAAAUCUCGAAUCAACUCUGCAAUUCCUCUAUCCUCAGCAUGGCAUCAAAGCUGAUUUGGACCGAAUUCUUGUCUAUGGGGACAGUGCAGGCGGUUAUUGCGUAGCGCAAAGCCUUCUCCGCCACCCAGAGAUGAACUUUCGAGCUGCCAUCAUGGCGUACCCAAUGGUCCACUUUCAUGACCGAUACUGGAGUGAGAAAUACGACAAACCGAUCUUUGGUACACCUAACCUGCCAGAAGCCAUUGUUGAGGAUCAUCUAAAAACCAUCACACCCACCACAGUCUUUUCUAGUGAUGGGGACCCAGACAAAGUCACAACCUCAACCAGAAUGCCUCUAGCGUUGAGCAUUGUCCAAAAUGGAAGGUUUAUUGAGUUCCUCGGAUGUGAACCCGAGCUCUAUCCUAUCGAUCUUUUACCACAAGCCAAAAAAUUGCCUCCAUUCAUCUGGUUGUUCCAUGGUAAACAAGACUCUGCAGUGCCUUUUGCGCAAAGCGAAUAUUUCUUGGAACAUCUCAAGAAGCAUGCUCCACACACAAAUAUUAGAUUUGAUACUCUGGUUGGAGAGCAUGGCCUCGGUGGUGAGGAGAGGCUCUCAGAGGAAUGGAUUCAAAGGGGAAUUGAGGGUGUUUCGUCAGCGUGGUGA